ACGGCAGUCCUUCCGCUGGGGGAGUUGCUCUGUCGGUGUAAACAGCAUCGAAAGCGGAUUACAGCGUGGUAGCCGGGGCCGGGGACUGUCAGCACCCACCCACCCACAGGAAAGGUGAGUGGCGGUGGUCUCGGUCCCAGAGACCGAGGGGUGUGAACUAGCAGGUGGAAGCGCCUGCCCUGCGACUGCGCAGAAGCCGAGUUGGGCGUCACGGCUGCUUGCGAGGGGGACCCGCCACCACGCCAGCGUUGUGACUUUGGCUGUUUAGGGCUUCACCUGGUGCCGAUGAGCUCCAGCCAGCCACCAUCCAAGCACACAGAGAGGACCAGGCUUUGACCGGUGCUCAGCUCAAGAACCACACGGGUGCCCUCAGGUAACUUUAUGCUGCUCCCCAAAUGGGACACAAAGUGGUCGUGUUUGACAUUUCUGUCAUCAGAUCCUUGUGGGAAACUCGUGUCAAGAAACACAAAGCAUGGCAGAAGAAGGAAGCUGAACGGCUGGAGAAGAGUGCCCUAGAGAAGAUAAAGGAAGAAUGGGACUUCGUGGCCGAGUGCAGGAGGAAGGGUGUGCCGCAGGCGCAGUACUGCAAGAAUGGCUUCGUGGACACCGGCACCAGGCUCCUGGACAAGAUAGAGAGGAACUCAGUUGCUAGGCAGAGUGCACGGGUCAAGGACAGAGGCAAACGGAGCGAUCCGUUUGUGUUUGAACUUUCAGGGACACAGUGGACGGAGCUGCCAGAUUCACUGAAGGAGCAGACGCAUCUCAAGGAAUGGCACAUCCACAGCACCCUGAUUCAGGUCAUUCCCACGUACAUCGAGCUGUUUCAAGCCAUGAGAAUUCUGGACUUGCCAAAAAACCAAAUCACAUGUCUUCCAGCUGAAAUUGGUCGCUUGAAGAACCUGAGAGAACUCAAUGUGAGUUUCAACCACCUGAAGAAUGUUCCCCCGGAGCUGGGAGACUGUGAGAAUCUAGAGAGGCUGGACUGCUCUGGGAAUCUGGACCUGGCAGAGCUCCCCUUUGAACUGAGUAAUUUGAAGCAAGUGACGUUUGUAGAUAUCUCAGCGAACAAGUUCUCCAGUGUCCCGAUCUGUGUCCUGCGGAUGUGCCGGCUGCAGUGGUUGGAUAUCAGCAGCAAUAAUCUGAGUGACCUGCCGCAAGAUAUAGACAGGCUGGAAGAGCUGCAGAGCUUCCUCUUGUAUAAAAACAAGCUGACCUACCUUCCUCAAGCCAUGCUCAACCUCAGAAAGCUCACCUUGCUGGUUGUCAGUGGGGAUCACCUGGUGGAGCUCCCGACUGCCCUCUGCGAUGCCUCCACACCUUUGAAAUUUAUAAGCCUUAUGGACAACCCUAUUGAUAAGACCCAAAGUCAAGACAGCGAUGAAAUUCUGGAAAGUGAACAGGACCGCCAGCAUUUUGAUAAAGAGUUCAUGAAAGCAUAUAUUGAAGAUCUUAAAGAACGAGAAGCUGUUCCCAGUUACACCACCAAAGUUUCAUUUAGCCUUCAACUUUGAUCUGAUCCACCUGAAGACCACAAAAUCUUACAGCUCUGUGCUCUCCGUCUUUGUAUACGCGUUACAUCUUACAGGAAUUGUGGCUUGUGCUGAAGGACAAAGUCUAGAAACUACCACCAUCACUGUUAAGAAAAAUAAUUUUCAAAUUUCACUCAUGGAAGAGCGAUGAAUUUGCAUAUAUGUUAAUAUUAAUAGACGUAUUUGCAUAUCCUUGAUCUAAAUAAUACACAUUUAAUAUUUUAGGAACGACAUUCUUUAAAAAAUACAGCAGCCAGGCAGUGGUGACAAUGGCCUUUACUCCUAGCACUCGGGAGGCGGAGACAAACAGAUCUUGAGUUUGAGUCCAGCCUGGUCUACAGAAUGAGUUUCAGGACAGCCAAAGGCUGUUACACAGAGAAACCCUAUCUCGAAAAAAACAAACAAACAAAAAUACAGCAUAAAGAACAAGUUUUGAAACUGGAUGCAUUAUUUUCAGGAAUGCAGGGCUGGAGGGUUGUAAACGAAAGGAUUUACCACCGUGAAAGUGUUUCAGUGUACUAGCGACUUCUAUUGAGAGGAACACUCCUUGACUUUAAACAAGCUGCUAUUUCCACAUUUUAAACUCACUUUGGCAAGUACAUUUUAAAUUUUAUUUUAUUUAUGUAUUUUAUACAUAAAUACAUAAUACAUAAUAAUAAAUUUUA
This is a messenger RNA of Myodes glareolus (Bank vole), 2194 nucleotides long. It is a transcript of the gene Lrrc2, whose product is annotated as leucine rich repeat containing 2. The record is from RefSeq and is a predicted model, not a curated record. Gene Ontology annotation, molecular function: protein binding. NCBI's taxonomy places the organism in Eukaryota, Metazoa, Chordata, Mammalia, Rodentia, Cricetidae. Gene Ontology annotation, cellular component: cytoplasm.